Rhinocladiella mackenziei CBS 650.93 is the source of this 666-nucleotide messenger RNA. RefSeq lists its product as uncharacterized. Lineage: Eukaryota; Fungi; Ascomycota; Eurotiomycetes; Chaetothyriales; Herpotrichiellaceae. Bases 1 to 666 code for a protein of 221 amino acids. The transcript has a single exon. The record is from RefSeq and is a predicted model, not a curated record.
AUGGUGUUGUUCAAUGGGCGAGGCAAGGUUGCGGCUUGGUGUCUUCUAGUAUUCGACGGCGCCUUCCUUAUCCUCGGUAUUGUCUGCGCAGUUCUAGAUAUCUUGUUCUUCGAAUCGGGAUUGUUCGCCGUUCCGGCUCUCCUGUUGCUCUGCGUGCCCGCGGCAUUAGGCCUUUGGCUAGGGCUGCACAGUUUGUGGCAUUCUCAGUCCGCGUUACGGUCUCUCCCACUGUCCGUGCAGCGUCGCCUAUUGGACGACGACGGAAAUACUGGUCUUUACACUGACAGUGAAGACAAUAGCCCCGAGGAUGUACAUCAGGAAGACACUUGUCUGUUGGCGGACGACGGUGACGGUCCCCUGGCACAAGCGUUUCGGGCGUCCGUCCAGCACGAUGCUUUGGUCAGCAGCAACCAUCCAGCAUCCUCGCCGACAAAUUUGCCUGAUAUUACAACUGCCGGCCCGUCGUCUCAGGGAAAUAUUCAAAGCAACGCACCGCCCCAGAGGAACCUGUCCGAGGAUGCAAAGCGGAAGAGCGUGAUCGACGGCACUACUGAUAGGGGCGCUACAGAUCAGAAUAUGACAUCUUCAUCCUUGCCCACUCAUGACGCAGAUUCAGUUCAACUUGUGAGUAGGACCAGGAGGCACCAGCUGAUGAUCAAUGUAUAG